Messenger RNA from Colletotrichum godetiae, 655 nucleotides. RefSeq lists its product as uncharacterized. The transcript has a single exon. The record is from RefSeq and is a predicted model, not a curated record. NCBI's taxonomy places the organism in Eukaryota, Fungi, Ascomycota, Sordariomycetes, Glomerellales, Glomerellaceae. The coding region runs from base 114 to 473 and encodes 119 amino acids.
AGAUCCCUGUCCGGGUAUGGUGGAGUGGGCAGGCGAUAUUAAGAGAGGGUUAAUAUAAUAGAUACAGGCGCCUGACUGAGGCUUUUGCUGGCAGGCUGGUCAGACAAGAGGCAAUGUCUCUGAGUCUGUCCUUAUUUUUCGCCGUUGUUCGGCGAAGGAGGGGAGGGGUGUUUCCCCAAAAGCAAGGCUGUCAACGGCGCGGUUCGUUCAAGCAUUCAAGCGUCGCAACUCUGCUUUUCUUUUGUUCGGGCUCUGCCGUCAAGUGUCAUGACUCUCCUGGGAACCAAGACGCGCCAGAGCAGGCACAUGCCGGGUUCGAGUCGGUCGGGGAGACACCUCGCUGCUCACUGCUCACUGAGAGAGAGGGAAAGUUGAAAAGAGGGGUGUGGAUGGAAGAAAACGUAGACCGAGGAGGCAAGAAACUAAAGGGGUCCUUUUCCUGGACCAAGUGUAAGGAAGAGGAAGGUAAUUGAGCCGGUCGGUCAAGAUGCCUGAUUCCAUGGUAUAUCGAAUGCGUGCUCACGACUCGCGAUGCUUGCGGUUGCAUCUCUCUGCUCUCAAAGCCUCACUGCGCAUGAUUAGACUCAUAUGGAGAUCCGUUAUGACUUACAUACAUGGGCGCUAGUGACCCUAUGGGCCAGAGGUAAUCUCCUGA